AUGGUGCGGGGGACAGCUGCCAUGCUGUGGCAGCUCAUUGUCCUUCUUUGCAGUGAUAUGAUCCUGGCGGGUAGACCUGCCCACCAUGAUGUUCUGGAUGAUGACCUGACCCUCCGCGGCAAGUGCCCACAGGAGGCGCCGUUGCGGGCAGUUUUGACGAAGCUCUUGCUGAAGGAUGUGGAGAACGUGUACGAGAUGCAUGGGAUUAGAUGGAGCCGCUGCAAAGUCGAGACGAUCCACUUCCGUGGCCGCAAGGUGCAGGGCAGCUUGGACGAGCGAAUCGCAGAGCUGACGGAGCUCUACAACCUCGAUCUUAGCGACAGCAACGUCACGGGGGACCUCAAAGUCUUGGAGAAGAAUAGGCAACUCCGUGACCUCCGCCUCCAGCGCACCCGGGUGACAGGUGACCUGAGCAGCCUCUCUCAAGCCAGGGGGUUGCAAAAGCUCUACCUGCACAGGACCCAGGUGACCGGUGACCUGGCGAGCCUCUCUCAAGCCACGGAGUUGACACAUCUUGACCUGCACGACACCCGGGUGAAAGGUGACCUGAGCGGCCUCUCUCAAGCCAAGGGGUUGCAAAAGCUCUACCUGCACAGGACCCAGGUGACCGGUGACCUGGCGAGCCUCUCUCAAGCCACGGACUUGACACAUCUUGACCUGCGCAACACCCGGGUGACCGGUGACCUGAGCGGCCUCUCUCAAGCCACAGAGUUGAGAUGUCUGUACUUGCACAACACCUGUGUGACCGGUGACCUGAGCGGCCUCUCUCAAGUCACGAAGCUGAGAUUUCUCUACCUGCAGAACACCCAUGUGGCCGGUGACCUGAGCGGCCUCUCCCAAGCCACGCAGCUGAGAUUUCUCUACCUGCAGAACACCCAGGUGACCGGUGACCUGAGCGGCCUCUCUCAAGCCAAAUUAAGACAUCUCAACCUGCAGAACACCCAAGUGGCCGGCAACAUCUCCGCGCUGCACGGCUGGUCGAAGCUUCAGACAGCCGAGUUGUCCCGGACCCAGGUGUCAGGGCGCAUUGACAGGUCUUGGAAGGGCUGCUGCAAACAGCUGCGCUCCUUGAAGCUGGCGGAGACCAAGGUGUCCUUGCGCUACGACUUCAAGGACAUCUUCUGCCAACUUGUCGGAAACUGCCUUCUGCCAAAGUUGGCCACUUUGGACCUGAGCGGCUGCCCGCUCAAUUGUGCCGCAGCUGAGUUUUUCCAGGCCCUGCAGGCGUCGCCAUCUUUGACCACGCUGAAGGCUGCCAACGCCGGACUCAGCGGCGAGAUCAGCGCCACGGACCUGAAGAACGUGCAGGCUGCGGCCGUUGACUUGUCCUCCAACAAGUUGACGCGCAUCGCAGCGCUUCCGCCCCGGUGUCAAAGCUUUGCAGCCGCAGGCAAUGAUUGCCCCUUGGCGUUUGGGAAGCGUGUGCUUGGCAAAGCCUCCAGAGCCGGAAUCUCCGUCAACCUCUGGAACGUGACCUUCGAGCCAACUGAAGAAAGUGCACAUCUUCUGGACCGACAGUUUCUAUCACCCACCGAGCGUCGUGCAGUCUACAACGAAGAUCGCGGCUUCGCUUGCUACGAUGUGCUGCCAACAAAUUUCCGAAUUUCGCCGGAGCUGUUUGCGCCGGAGAGACUCUGCAGCUGCCUCCCCGGCUGGAGGAAUGGUUCAGGGGCCACCUGCCAGCAAUGUCCGAAGAACACUUUCAAGGAUUCCUUCGAGGGCACCUGCCAGCAAUGCCCGGAAGGCAGCCAAGCUGCUGAAGGAGCCAACUCACUCACUCAGUGCCAGUGCAAGAUAGGUGAGGUCUUCAACGAAAGUGGUGUUCCGCGCUGCGGAUGUCCAAGGGAUGAAGCGCAGAACGGGGAUGUGUGCGCGAAGUGCGACGAGCUCAACUGGAACUGCUCAGAGCCAGGCUCAGAAGUUCUCUCGGCAAGGCCACUCCCUGGCUUCGCACGGCUUGGGAACCAGACGAAGGCAUUCAAGUGCUUCCCGCCAGAUGAACGCUGCAGCAACGAGUCCGCGGACGAGGCCAGGUGCUCCACCGGUUACACCGGCAUCCUGUGUGGGCAGUGCCGCCCUGGAUUCUACUCAAGCGGGGAUGCUUGUGAACGCUGCACAACUGCCUUGAUCCUUCCCAACGUGCACUAUGCUUGGUAUGUUGCAGGUUGCGCCGUGAUAUUGGCCUUGGUGGGAGGGCUGCUAUGGAACCAGGGUCAGCAAGCAGAAAAUCCUGAGAGAAGCCAGGGAUUCAGCGCCUUGAACCAUCAGCUCAAAGUGCAGGUGCCGAUUCUUCUCCAACUAUGUCAGCUGUGGUCUGUCGUGGCGAUGCUGUCUUCAAGCCAGGAAGAAGGAAGCGACAUCAAGGUCAUCGCCUUGCUCUACAUUGGCGGCGCGUCCAGCUCGUCAAACCUUUUGAGUUGCCAGGAGACAGACGGACUGGGUGAACAGUUGCCCAAGAACUUUGCCUUCCGAAGUGCAAUUCCUGAAAUUCUUUGCGAUGAAGAGUCAUCCUUCAAAGCCAAAGUUGACAAGGUCGCCUACAUCACUGCCUUUGGCUACGCCGUGGUGGUCCCAUGUUGCCUCCUGUACCUCUAUGCACGACAGCACCUCCUCUUGCGCCGCAGCAGGACAAUCACGGUCAACGCAACCCAGGAGGACGAUCUGAAAGUGACAUUGAGGCCAGUUCUGAAGUCAGGAAAGCCAACCCCAGAGAAGCAUGACCAGUGGACGCGUCACACGGUGGCAUCGACCGCUGCCUACAUCUCCUUGACGUUUCGAGGGCCGCUCUCUUUGAAGAUGGAAGAAGGAGAGAUGGUGGUGCAGAUGCUCGAGGGUUGCAGUUUGACGCACGGAGAAGUGGAGAUGAAUAUUUCGGACGUGGGCACCUUCCUUGAUGAGGAUGAGGCUCAACAGGCGCGGAUUUUGCGAUGCAGGGCCAUCAGUGAGAUGCUGAUGGAGAGGUGCACCCUGCACGAAGUGGCCCCAUCAGAGAGGAUCUUGCUGGGCGCCAAAGACUUGCUGUCAAAGUAUGCCUUUGGUAGAAACGUCUUCCUGGAGAUCGUGCAGAAGUUGGUGGCCGUGGCGUUGGUCUCCACCGUCUCCAGCCCUGAUGGCUUGCAGCAGGCCCUCGGCAUCACUCUCGGCAUGGCGGCCAUGGUGGCGUUGGUGCAGCCGUAUUUGAAGCCGCAGGCGAACACGCUGCUGGCGUGCUGCUACCUAUGCCUCGCCGUGGCGGCGUGGGCGUUCAAGCGGCGGGUGGCCUGGCUGAGCCGCGCGGCUCUGGCGCUGCCCUUCCUGCUGGCCUCGCUGCAGUCCUUGACCCCGGACGGGGCCGAGACAAGGGCGCUGCGCAUCUGGGAGGACUUGGAACCCCAAGUCCAGGCGUUGCAAGAGGGCAAGGUCGUCGAAAUCACUGCAGAGACGUACAAUUUCAUCUGA
Effrenium voratum is the source of this 3438-nucleotide messenger RNA. Lineage: Eukaryota; Dinophyceae; Suessiales; Symbiodiniaceae. The record is from the annotation of a GenBank genome assembly.